AUGGCUAGGGAUUGUAAGACAUCAGCCCCAGUUAGUAAUGCACUUAGGAUCAUGGGAACUAUUCCAGAAGUAAAUGAGCCUCUUAGGGUAAGAGUUAUUGACAUGUCAGAGAAGGAUGUUAUUCAAGAUGCUAAUGUGGUGACAGAGCUAGCUAAUCAGGAUCGUAUUCCUGUUGAUCGAGUUUGUCCUGAUUGUGAGGUUGAGAUCUUACGAAAUAAGUUUUGCGCCGACUUGAUACCUUUCAAGUUGGGAGAAUUUGACGUGAUAUUAGGAAUGGAUUGGUUGUCUAAACAUAAUGCUCAGAUAGACUAUAGAAAUAAGAAGUCAGGAACCAAUAAACUUGAGGAUAUACAUGUGGUAAAUGAAUUUCCAGACGUUUUUCCCGACGAAUUGCCAGGACCUCCCCCAGAUAGGGAGAUAGAAUUUGCAAUCGAUUUAGCACCUGGAACGAAGCCUGUAUCUAAAGCCCCGUAUAGGAUGGCACCUGUAGAGAUGAAAGAAUUGGCAAAACGACUGCAAGAACUAUUAAGGGAGUGA
Daucus carota subsp. sativus is the source of this 537-nucleotide messenger RNA. RefSeq lists its product as uncharacterized. The transcript has 3 exons. NCBI's taxonomy places the organism in Eukaryota, Viridiplantae, Streptophyta, Magnoliopsida, Apiales, Apiaceae. The record is from RefSeq and is a predicted model, not a curated record. The coding region runs from base 1 to 537 and encodes 178 amino acids.